Marasmius oreades (fairy-ring Marasmius) is the source of this 4171-nucleotide messenger RNA. RefSeq lists its product as uncharacterized. The record is from RefSeq and is a predicted model, not a curated record. The transcript has 4 exons. NCBI's taxonomy places the organism in Eukaryota, Fungi, Basidiomycota, Agaricomycetes, Agaricales, Marasmiaceae. Bases 338 to 3595 code for a protein of 1085 amino acids.
GCCAUGCGUGUGACGUUGGAUAUUUGGAUAUUUUUCAUUUGGUCUUCUCCCAUAUUUGGGUCGAAACUUCUUUUCAUUCGCUUUUUCUUCUAGGCAUUGGCUGGAUACGACUGCAGGUGGUUCUAGGCUGGAAUCGCGAGCCGACGUCCUACAAUCUUUUAAAUUCUCACUUUUGUGCCGAGUGGACCAUCACCAUCCUCUUCAGUGUGUCGCAUUCAUUUCUUAUAGCAUUCACACACAAUCCUAAUCGGAACCUCCUGUCGUUUCUCGUCUUUUCUGGCGGUCUUGUGGGCUCAUAGGCUCACCCACUCUCGUUCUCACCGUCACAGGCGUACAAAUGGACGCACUUUUAUCAGGAAGAGAUGCAGAGGAUAAGAAAAAGAAAAAAAGUAAGAAGGACAAGAACACGACCAGCCCACAUAUCGAUCUCACUCCUUUUCCAUUACCCGACUCUCACUCUACGCCAUGGAGCGCUUCAUCAUCCGCGUUUAGCCCUCUUUCCACACUGAAUGGACGUUCGGAAAUGGCAUCACCCGCUCCUUCAGGCUUUACAGCCCCAAAAGCCCCUUGGUUAUUGAGAGAGGCCUCGAAUGACGGAACAUCAAGUAUACUUAGCGAAGGAUCAUCAUUGACACUCGGACCAAGCUCCAUCAACACGGCUAGGGGGCGACCAGAUCCACGAGAUGCAGACUAUGACACUGAUGCUUCGGCAAGCGGUCGUUCAAAGUCUCGCGGAAAGCUAAGAAAACGCUCAAAGUCUCGCACCAGGAAAGGGGCUGGAGAGGGAUACGAAACGGAUGAUGGCUACAUGAGCUCUACGCCUGCAUCGGAAAAAACUCUUCACAAAUCCAAAUCGCGUUCGAGAUUCUUCAAGCUAGGAAACCGUUCCAAAUCGCAUGUUACUUCAGAUGAUGAGCAUGAAGCACCCCCUCCCGUACCCGUUGUCCCUCAACCACAGACCCAAUUCCGUUUACCUAUCGCUGCACGGUUCGCAACGACAUUGGGCGACUUGAACAAAGGUGCAACGGUUGAACCACCUUUGGGUGACUAUCCUGGACUACCGGGAGCUAAGAAACAGGGUCCGAUGGUGACAGCAACAGGAAACCGAAGCCUUGAAAUUAGCAAGACCGAUUCCGUUGACUUUAGUACGGCCAUGUCAAAGGCAUUUGCAUCUCAAGAGGAAUCGCCGACUAAGCAACGUAGCGAGCCCAUGGUGCAUUUCCGAACUCCCAUUCCACCCAUCAAUACCGCCCCUUCGUCUUACCAGCCGAAUAUCUUCUCCGGUGCCCCCACGAGAGACAGUGCGGGUUCAGGCACCAGUAGCGAGCAACACACGUCUAGCAGCUCUUCUGCAGCCCAUUCGUCUACGUCUCACGCUACUACUAGCACCACCGCUACUUCUAUAGCCUCCCAUUCUCCACCUUCCACAGCUACAUCCUCGGGUUCGGGGUUAUUCUCAAGGUUUGGAUCAAGGAGGAUGGCCAGUGGUGACAAAACUGCCAAAGAAGUUGAGAAGGAGAAUCAGAAGACGCAGAUUAGUUAUCCGAUAACAAGAACUUCAUCUCCGCCGCCCUCGCCUCCCACUAGCCAUCUACAGUCUUCAGCAGCUUCCUCUAAACAUACCCCUCCUUCUUCAUUCACCCCGACUUCCUCAGCCCCUGCCAGCGGAAGAACCACUCCAACGGAAAGGAAGGUUCAAAGGCCGUUGUUUCUCCACCGAACUCCUAGCUCAGAUCGUGUUGCUGGAAAAUCUGAAGGCCCUGGAAAGGAGCGCCCUUUCAACUCACGAGUGACACCCGCAGGAGGUGAAUUCGGAAAUCGCUCGAGUACUGAAAAUGAGUCUAGCACUCAAAAAGUCCGACCCACACCUUCUAAUCUUCUCAUUCCGCCUAAUGUAAACAACUUCAGUCGUAGCACUUCCCCCGUCCCAUCUAUUGGUGUUGGGCAUUCGGCUGUUUCCUCACCUUCCCCUAUACCCUCUACAACCUACGUCGUUCCCAGCCCUUCCGACCCAGUAUUCUCUCGUCCUUCGCCACGACUUCGAACUCAAGCUUCCGAAGAUAACUUCCACUACCGUACUCGAAUAUCCGAAGAAAACCUUCGCGCCCGUACCCGUGUGUCGGAAGACACUUUCGCCCCACCUCCCUCAGUGUUCACCAUCCCACCGGCAACUCCUCCUCCCACGUCUCCGCUUCCAGAUGUUCCGCCCUCUCAGAUGCAGGCUUCAAACGGUGUUUUCGCAACACAACAACACAACACGGCUGUUAAAUCACAUUAUACACCUCAUUCUCAUCCGCGUCACGUACCUCCUACCGCUCCUGUCACUCAUUUACGUGCUCCAUCACCAUCGCCUGGUCUACGACCUUCCUCACCGAAUUCACCGAUGAGAGGGAGGGAAAGUCCUUUCCCUGCAAAACCUGUGGUGUCUCCCACACCUGUUUCACCUCCCAAGGCGGGUUUGGACGGGUUCGGUGGGAGGGUGAAGGUCAGGAGAUAUGCGGAGUUGUAUGGGUUCCAAGGGAGGAAUGGGGGAGAAGAUGAAGAUGAUACGAUAUCGACUGCUGGGGGGAAGGUUCCAGUGAGGAGGGAUAAUGAGGAGGAGUGGGCUGCUACUAGGAGUCGGCAGAGAGAGGACAGGGAACGGGAAAGGAGAGGAGGGGGAGGAACGAAUUUCUUGCCGGCAAGUUCGCAUGCGAAUAGACAGAAAUACCUUCGACCUAGGCAGAGUACGCAAGUUGGAAUUCAAGUUGAAGAACCUUCUGAUCCGGAAGAUAAUGAUUAUGAUUAUAGGGAGGAUGAAGGGUAUGGUGGGGAGGAAGCGUUUGGUGGUGGAUCUGUUGAUUCUCAUUCCGGCUAUGUGGAUGAUGAAGAUGAUGCUGCGUACUAUGGUGGAAGGAUUGGAUUCUCGGAAGAGGAGAGAGAGCAUAGUACGAGUCCGGCCCUUGGUCGAAAGCGUUCGUAUGAAGCUUUGGAAAAGCGAUAUAAGGAUCCAAAGAAUACGCUCGCAACUACUUCUUACAGAAGUCGGAGAAGUGAAGAAGGUUAUUCUGAAUCGGAGACCGGGCAUUCUUCUCAAUCUCACUCAACCCGAUCAAAAAGCAAGUCCGAGGAAAGCCAUUACUACGGUGCUUCGAGGAGAUUCCAACCAGCACCCAGUCCAGCUGCUUCCGAAGACAGCCAUUAUUCUGCAAAUGGCCGAUUCACGAUGUACGAAGACGACGAUUACAAUCCCAGGUCGACUAUGUACAGCGAAGCCGGCUCAUUCGUAGACGAAAACAAGAGCCGGAGAAUAAGGGAUCGAUUUGUACAGCGAGUUGAAGGGAUGUAUGAUUCGAACGGGAGAGACAUAAUCCCACCUGUACCUGCUUUACCAAGUUCGACUUAUUUGUCGGCUUCGGGAAGGUCGUCUCCCAACCCCCCGCAUGAAGGCUCGAGUCGAAGCCAGAACCACAACGCUCGGCUAGCGGGAAUCGCUACUGGCAGGACAGGUGGAGGAUCAUCCCCUAUACCCCCUGUACCCAAGUUACCGAAAGGCGCUACGGUGGGUAUCGUGGGUGAGGAUGGAACGCUGGUUAGUUCCAAACUUUGGAUCUGAUACCGUUAGCUGUCGGCUUCGGAUGAUGAUGGAGGAGAUGCUUCUUGUUGGACGGAAGUGUACUUCUCUCAAGGGUUUUUUCUUGCGGUCUUUGAUUUCUUUUUCUGUUUAUCGUAAACAGAGGUUUUGGCUGGGCACACCUGCGUUGUCUAUUUUUUUCUGGUUUUUCUUUUAUCGUCCGCUUCUCGUGCAUGCUGGUGAACGGAGCUGGCCCCUUCCCUUCUACUUUCUUCCUUCCUUUUGAUUGCCACGCAAACCCUCUCUUUGUCUCUUGCUGUCACUCCUCCAAUCCCUUCCCUGUCUUUUUCCCCCUGCUUAGUCGAUCUGCCGUCUUUGCUCUGCUGUGGUCUUUCUGUACUGUAUCAUCCCAUUUUCAAUUAUCACUCUUUUCGCUAGUGCGAAUACAUAUUGAAACACAUGCUCCAAUACUCGUCUCAUUCUUUGCACUAUAUUAGAAACUUGAGGACGUGAGGUUGAACUCUAGAAGCAAUAGUAUUUAUUGGAGUCAUCCGACUCCCACAUUAUAGAAUGUCUCCUCGUUCCUCUGUUUACAGUUGCAAUCUCCUUCCAUUUCUC